Molecule: messenger RNA, 720 nt
Organism: Penicillium egyptiacum
Lineage: Eukaryota; Fungi; Ascomycota; Eurotiomycetes; Eurotiales; Aspergillaceae
Source: the annotation of a GenBank genome assembly
AUGGCCGACUCUCAAACAUCGCAACUUGCCCAAUCCAUACCUCAGAACGGAUCACAAGAGCAUCCCCCUCCGUCCGAAUCUGAAGAUAACAUCAAAACCGAGCCUGAUCUUGAUGCUUCCAUCGAAAAAGACGUCGAGAUGAACACCGACAGCCAGACCGGAGCGAACGCGAACGCCAGCGCGCCUGGCCAAGAUCCCAUGGCCCCCGCGCCAGAACCCUCCAAGAAGGAAACAAGCUUGCGCGAGUUCCUCGGCAAGAUGGACGACUAUGCACCAAUUAUUCCCGACGCUGUCACCGCCCACUACCUCACCCUCGCCGGUCUCCCACCACCAGGCACAGGGCCCGGCCAAACCCCACCUCACCUGGCGCGACUCCUGGCGCUCGCUGCGCAAAAGUUCGUCUCCGACAUCGCAGCGGACUCGUACCAGUUCGCCCGCAUCCGCGCCUCAAAUAGCUCCUCCGCAAACAACCCCAUCGGCAGUCUAGCAGCUGCAGCUGGUCUCGGUGCUCCGGCGGGCGCAGGCGGUGCCCCAGCUCCUGGCGGUGAUGGCGGCAAGAGCAACAAAGCUGGAACUCAUCUGGGCAUCCAGCGGCCUGGAUUUGGAGGUGGUGGUUCUGGUGGCUCUGGUCAGGGACGCACGGUAUUAACCAUGGAGGACCUGGGAAUGGCAGUUUCAGAAUAUGGAGUCAGCGUGAAGCGAGGCGAGUUCUACAGGUAG